AUGAUCAACAAUAAGGGAAUCCAAUUAUCUAAGGCAAGGACGGCGGGAAAGAGUGUGAAGGUGUUUACCAACACACCCGUAGACUACCGGCAGCUAGUUACCCUGCUAGACUCAAUGAAGAGGCACUUCUUCACCUACCAGCUGAAGGAGGAUAAGUUGGACCAGAGGGUGAUUCGAGGACUUACCAGAGAGAUGUCUACCGAAGACAUCAGAGAAGAUCUAGUGAGCCAAGGGAUCGCAGACGCCGAGGUUCAACAGACAAAGACCAGGAACACCAAGCAGCCACUACCGCUCUUCCUCGUGAAGACGAGGAUGGCGGAAAAGCUGCAGGAGGUCCAGAGGCUGGCCAUGCUCACGGUCAGCUUCGAGAAGAAAAAGAGAUCGACCGAGCCCAGCCAAUGCUACCGCUGCCAGUGGUACGGGCACACGCAGCGAAACUGCCGUCUCGCUGAACGGUGCGUCAAGUGUGGUGAGGACCACAACAGCACCAACUGCAGUCUGCCGACGCCGCCAACAGGGCAACGAAAUGCCAAGUACUGCCUUUGA
Messenger RNA from Acanthoscelides obtectus, 546 nucleotides. NCBI's taxonomy places the organism in Eukaryota, Metazoa, Arthropoda, Insecta, Coleoptera, Chrysomelidae. The record is from the annotation of a GenBank genome assembly.